This is a messenger RNA of Colossoma macropomum (tambaqui), 1311 nucleotides long. RefSeq lists its product as uncharacterized. Bases 1 to 1311 code for a protein of 436 amino acids. Gene Ontology annotation, biological process: deoxyribonucleotide biosynthetic process. The transcript has a single exon. Gene Ontology annotation, cellular component: cytosol. The record is from RefSeq and is a predicted model, not a curated record. Lineage: Eukaryota; Metazoa; Chordata; Actinopteri; Characiformes; Serrasalmidae. Gene Ontology annotation, molecular function: ribonucleoside-diphosphate reductase activity, thioredoxin disulfide as acceptor.
AUGUCUCUCAUACACAGCGCCUCGGCGGAAUGCAUGAAGUCCGAGCUGGACCUAUUUACGAUCCCUAUGACGCAACACAGUAUAGAAUCCUACAAAUACGUAGAAACGCCUCCCAUCACGGCCAUUACCAAAAACGGCCCCCUGGAAUUUUUUAUAGCGGGGUCGGGGGACACCUACGUCGAUCUGAACCGUUCGCUUUUGUACCUCACGUGCAAAGUUACCAACACGGACGGAACCGAUCUGGCGGCCGGCGCGGCCGUAGGUUUGAUCAAUUACCCCGCGGCCACUCUUUUUAGCCAAGUCGACCUGUCCCUCGGCGAUAAGCUCAUUUCUCAAAGCGGUUCCACGUACGCCUACAGGGCUGUUCUGGAGUGUUUGCUUAACUAUUCCGAACCUACUCUGAAUUCGCAAUUCGCAGCGGGGCUGUUUCGCAAAGACGCGGCGGGGCGCAUGGACGAAGCUGACCCGAACAGAGACAAUGAGGGGUUAACGUGGCGAAGCGCUUAUUGCGAAAGGAGCCGAACGUUCGAAUUAAUGGGACAUUUGCAUAACGACUUUGCAUUUCAGGAAAAGCUUCUUUUAAAUUCCGUCGACAUGAGAAUCAAGUUAGUUCGUAAUAAAAACGAGUUUGUUUUAAUGUCGUCGGAUCCGAACCCGGGCUAUAAACUUCACAUUUUAACGGCCCUUUUGUACGUGAAAAGAAGACACGUGUCACCCAGUGUGAAACUGGGGCACGCGUCAGCUUUGCUUCAGUCUAACGCGAGGUACCCGUUAGAACGAGUUAACGUGAAAGUGUUAAGCGUGCCGGCGGGGGGUCGCGUGUCAAACCAGGAUAAUCUAUUUUUGGGCCAAGUGCCAAAAUUCAUCGCUAUAGGUUUUGUUCAUAACGAAGCUUUCAGCGGAUCUUACGCGCGAAAUCCUUUUAAUUUUCAUCAUUACGACGUGGAAUCUUUAAAUCUCAGCGUGGACGGUGUGUCCUACCCGUCCACGCCUUUUCGACCCCUUUUUCCCAGGCAGCGCUGCCUGCGAGAAUACUUCAGCCUGGUCGAGGCUACGGACAGAGGGUUGAGGGACCAGCCUUUGGCCAUCUCUCGUGAAGAUUUUUCUCAGGGCUACUGUUUAUUCGCGUUCAACUUGACCCCCGACGAAAGCUCGGGCGAAUACGUUUCCUUAAUACAGUCGGGGCACGUUAGACUGGACCUCCGGUUUCGAGCGCCUUUGCCCAACACCAUAAACAUCAUCGUGUUUGCGGUUUUUGACAACGUGUUAGAAAUUAAUCACAAACGUGAAGUGCUUAUGGACUAUUUUUGA